UAACAUGGGUCGUCAGAUAUUUUCUAUUUACCCGACAACCCAUCUUUCUAAAGAAAGAAACAACAACAACAACAAUAAUUCAACUUUAGUUUGAUAAGCACGUGGAAAACAGAAGCGGAACCUUCUGAGAAACGUCAAUGAAAUAACAGUCGGGGGAGUUUCCGUCAAUCGAGUCAAAAUUAUAUUCCAUCCGGUAUGAGCGUAAACAAGCUUUUUUCCGAAAAGUUCACCCUCCAGGCGGCCACCAGCCCGAUCCCUGCAGCGAUCAUAUCCCAGGUGAGGCCGAGGACGAGCAUACUCGACAGGAAUCUGAGCAAAGGCAAACGGGAAAUCGGCCUCAGCACAUACGCCCUCCUUUUCUCCGAGAUGGUCCAGUACUGCCAGAACAAGGUGCACACUGUACCGGAGCUGCAGAACAGGCUGGCGGAGCUGGGCCAAGAGGUCGGCAUGAAGCUGAUAGACCUGUACUGCGUCAGGGAAGCCAAGUGCAAAAGGGAGACGAAACUCUUGAACAUGCUGCUAUUCAUCAAAACAACACUCUGGAAGGGUUUGUUUCUAAAAGAAAUAGACAUAUUGGAACAUGCCAACGACGAUGAAAAGAUCUAUUAUAUGAAGGAACAAGAUCCAAUAGUCAACACGUACAUAUCGAUCCCGAAAGACAAGAGGAGUUUCAACUGCGCCGUAUUUGCUGCCGGUAUCAUGGAAGCUUUCCUCUGCGGCACAGGCUUUACAGCCAAAGUGACAGCGCACUGGCACAAAGGGACGACUUACAUGAUAGUGUUCGACGAAAGCGUAAUGGCGAAGCAAAAACUUCUCACAGAUAGAUAAAAUCUAAAUUCUUACUUUUUAAAUAAUUAGGCAUCGUGUUUCUAAUGAAGGUUGCCAUUUGUAAAUAUAAGUUUGAAAUUAAGCACUUGCCAAUAAUUUAUAUUUCUUUUUUAACAGUUAUUAUAUAAUGUGUAUAUAAUGUCGCUGUUUUGUAUAUCUUGUAUAAUAAAACAUGUUGAAACAU
Molecule: messenger RNA, 1012 nt
Organism: Cimex lectularius (bed bug)
Lineage: Eukaryota; Metazoa; Arthropoda; Insecta; Hemiptera; Cimicidae
Gene: Trs31
Product: trafficking protein particle complex subunit 5
Exons: 4
Coding region: 196-828 (210 amino acids)
Biological process (GO): endoplasmic reticulum to Golgi vesicle-mediated transport
Cellular component (GO): TRAPPIII protein complex; TRAPPI protein complex; TRAPPII protein complex
Source: RefSeq, a predicted model, not a curated record